This is a messenger RNA of Lycium ferocissimum, 1843 nucleotides long. RefSeq names its product zinc finger protein CONSTANS-LIKE 16-like. NCBI's taxonomy places the organism in Eukaryota, Viridiplantae, Streptophyta, Magnoliopsida, Solanales, Solanaceae. The coding region runs from base 235 to 1608 and encodes 457 amino acids. Gene Ontology annotation, cellular component: nucleus. Gene Ontology annotation, biological process: regulation of DNA-templated transcription. Gene Ontology annotation, molecular function: protein binding; zinc ion binding. The record is from RefSeq and is a predicted model, not a curated record. The transcript is spliced from 2 exons.
AAGUGCAUUUCGUGGGUUCCUCAAAUAAUUGCCCUUUUUGCACUGCCUUUUUGAGUUCCUCUAGAGCUUUUUAUAACAAGUAUACAUAAAGAUCUAACUCAACAUAUCUCCCCUUAGUUUUUCCUCUUCCACCUACUCUUCAAAAGAACCAAAAUUUCAAAGACUAGAAAAUACAUGCAACUUUAUUGAUAGUUCUAGUUAUAUAUUUUUGUAUCUCAAAACAUAGAUUUAUCUAUGGUUUCGGAGAAAAAAUUGGCAAGUGCAAUGGGUGGAAAAACAGCAAGAGCAUGUGACAAUUGUAUUAGAAAAAGGGCACGUUGGUAUUGUCCUGCCGAUGAUGCAUUUUUAUGUCAAAAUUGUGAUGCUUCUGUUCAUUCUGCUAACCCUUUGGCUCGUAGGCACGAAAGGGUUCGUCUUAAAACAUCAGGACUAAAAGAACCUUCAUCAGAUGACACCUUUCCCGAUUUGGAAAGUCCAGUGUCAGUGUCAGUCCCAUCAUGGCAUCGUGGGUUUAAACGAAAGGCGCGAACUCCUAGGAAUGGGAGAAAGUUCAGUAAAUCCUCGGGGGACGAAGAAGUUAUUCUCAAGAACCCUAUUCAUCUCGUCCCUGAGAUAUUAAGCGAUGAGAAUUCGCUUGAUGAGAACGAAGAAGAGCAACUUUUAUAUCGAGUGCCCAUAUUCGAUCCCUUCGUGGUUGAGCUUUGCAGCUCGACCACCAGAAAUCAUGAGAUGGUGGAGAAUAACAUGAUUGCAGCAGCAGCAGAGGCGGAUUCAGAAUUUAAAUUUGAAUCUAAGGAGACGACGUUGCAGCAUGAUAUCAGUAAGGUUGAUCUGAAUAGGUUUCAUGGGAUGUUACCAUCGGAGAUGGAGCUAGCGGAAUUCGCAGCCGAUGUUGAGAGUUUACUAGGGAAAGGACUUGAUGAAGAGUCAUUUGAUAUGGAAGGGUUAGGUCUUUUGGGGGUUAGUAAUAGUAAGGAGGAAAAUCCAAUGGAGUGUUCUAUGGUUAGUCAUGAGAAAGUCAAAAUUGAAGAUGAAGGAGAAAUGGAAGUUUUUACGAAAACAUCUUCUGCUAGUACUCAUGAUCAUCAACUUGAUCAUAGUACUCAUGAUAUUGAUAUUAAUGGUGACACCUUUGAUUUCAAAUUCGAUUAUGAUUCCCCGAUGAAUAUUACCGGAGAAGAUGAAAUUGGUGAUGAAGUAGUUAUGAAGAAUAUUAAUGAGGAUAAUGGUGUUGCUGGUGAUGGAAAUAAUGAUAAUACGAAGAAGAUUUUAUUGAAUCUUGAUUACGAAGGUGUAUUAACAGCAUGGGCUAACCAAAGGUCUCCUUGGAUUAAUGGUGAAAGACCAGAAUUGGAUUCCAAAGACUGUUGGCCAGACUGCAUGGGAAAUUACAUGGGAAUAAUGAAUGAAAAUGCAAAAAUAGUGGACAGAGGAAGAGAAGCGAGAGUUUCAAGGUACAGAGAGAAGAGACGAACGAGGUUGUUUUCGAAGAAAAUAAGAUACGAGGUUAGAAAAUUGAAUGCUGAAAAGAGGCCAAGAAUGAAAGGAAGGUUCGUUAAAAGGACCAAUUUUGCAACAACAAACCCUAAUUACCCUUUGGUUAAAUAAAUUAGUGCUAGUUUAAUUUAAUUUUUUUACCUCCAGGUUUAAGUACUAUUUUUACUAGUGUAAAUAGUAUUUGUAAACUUGGAGAGCUUUAUGUAUGUAAAUAGUCAAUAAAUAGAUAAUGCUAGCCAAUUUUGUCAUUUUGAAUUAGGACUUUCUGGAUGUAUUGUACUCUCCAAAGUGUUCUUAAUUUUUGACAAAGCAGAAGAAUGAAAAUUCUAGAAAUUGAAGCUGUCUA